Molecule: messenger RNA, 8374 nt
Organism: Siniperca chuatsi (mandarin fish)
Lineage: Eukaryota; Metazoa; Chordata; Actinopteri; Centrarchiformes; Sinipercidae
Gene: b3gnt9
Product: UDP-GlcNAc:betaGal beta-1,3-N-acetylglucosaminyltransferase 9
Exons: 8
Coding region: 577-2013 (478 amino acids)
Cellular component (GO): membrane
Molecular function (GO): hexosyltransferase activity
Source: RefSeq, a predicted model, not a curated record
UACAGCACUUGAAGGCAACCAUGAGCGCAGCAGCUCUUACAGACGGGCUCAGCGCCAAGUAAACUCUUCUGUCCUUCCUCACCGACUCAUGAUUACAGCAUCUGGACUGCCCUCUCCUCUUUUCUCACUGGAUCUUUGUCUUUGGAAACUUUGGAAAGCAGUUUCCUCUGUGUGCUAGUGUGCAGAGUUGAGCCUUUCUGUGUUGCACUUUCAGACAUCCACGGCACAUAUGUUUUCAGUUUGACCUCCUCCUCCGUCUCGUCUGGAUGCCCCCUGGUACCUGAGGAGAAGGGGAGGAUGGUGACUGACACGAUGGACAUACAUCCACUGAUAUGAGUGAUAUAUACAGGAUCAACUCACUCUUAGUUGCUUUUCUCCCAGUGCAACAGUACAUGCCUUGUCACUAAGAAAAAGGAAAAAAAAGAACAGCAGAGUAGCCUGCAAACCCAAAUCUGGUAAACGGCUCCGAGCUCUGUCUUGGGUCUCGACAGCUGUCUGAAAAGCAGUAUGAACUGCAGCGGCCCCUUUCCAGUACAUUCCUGUUCAAUACUGAACUGAAGUCAGUGUCUUCAGAAGAUGCCGAGGAGGAUGGUGACCCUGAGGAGGAUCCUCCAUGUGAAGGGAGAUGUAAUUUGCACGAUGCUGCUACUGAUACUAUUCUGUUUGCUGCUCUAUGUGCGCCAGGUCGUGCUCUCCUCUGGGUGGGACAGACCUGUGUGGAAGCUAGAAGUUCAUGGCUCUACGAGCUCCAGCAGGACCCUGCUGGGCGCCAGCGGGGCCAAAGUAGGCCAGGAGUCUCCAGUGCAGUUCCCAUCCAGCCCUUCAGAGCCACAGCUGCCUUCUUGCAAGCCCCAGGCCAAGUCUAAACCUCCUGAGCCCAAGUCCAAACCUCAGGUCAAAUCUAAGGGGAAAUCCAAGUUGCGACGGAAAAAUGUUCUGCCGACUAAGACCGCUGGCAAGCCCCUGCCCACGAUGCCACCAUUUGAUUUUGAAGGCUAUCUGAGAGAAAAGGACAACAGAGACUUUAAGCUGCUCAUAGACCAGCCAGAGAAAUGUCACAUCGCAGGAGCAGAGGAGGAAGAAGAAGGAGGAGGAAGUAAAGAGUCUACUACUGCUCCCUACAUGCUCAUUGCAGUCAAAUCUAUCGCUGCAGAUUUUGAUAAACGUCAGGUGGUACGUCGGACCUGGGGUAAAGAGGGAGUUUUCCAAAAUGGUGCGUCCAUCCGUACUGUUUUCCUGCUGGGGGUUCCCAGGAAUCGUACUGCUCUGCCUCUGUGGGAUCGGCUCUUGACCUACGAGAGUCAAACCUUUAGGGAUAUCCUCCUCUGGGACUUUGAUGACACCUUCUUCAACCUGACGCUGAAGGAAACACAUUUUCUGAAAUGGGUUAACAGCAGCUGUCCUCAUGUCAAGUUCAUCUUCAAGGGCGACGCUGAUGUGUAUGUUAACGUGGAAAAUAUACUCGAGAUGCUACAAGGUCAAAAGCCAGAUGAGGAUCUGUUUGUUGGUGAUAUUAUUUUCCAUGCUAAACCCAUUCGCCGGCGCAGUUCCAAGUACUAUGUGCCAGAGUUUGUUUAUGGAGGGGGUUUGUACCCAAAUUACGCUGGGGGAGGAGGGUUUGUCAUGUCGGGACAUACGGCUCGGAGACUUAGCUCUGCCUGUCAACAGGUGGAGUUGUUCCCCAUUGAUGAUGUCUUUCUGGGAAUGUGUCUCCAGCUGAUCAGUGUCAAACCAUCGCUCCACCAGGGCUUUCGGACCUUUGGAAUUCCCAGACCGUCUGCAGCGCCCCACCUUCAGACGUUCGACCCCUGUUUUUACAGGGAACUCAUGGUUGUUCACAGCCUCAGUGUUCCUCAGAUCUGGCUUAUGUGGAAUCUCCUGCACGACCCCAAACUGAGUUGCCACAACAGGACGAGCCUGACAUCCUUGCACUUUAAGUGGAAGGGGAGGAUGGGAGAAACGGCGGGAGAAGAGACGGACUAUGGUGAGAAGCGGGUGUUUGUCACGCAUUAGUGACUUUCUGCCUGUUGAGUGGGAUCUGCAAGAGCCCUAGAGAUUACAAAACUGUUAUAAAACUGGAUCUGUGGCCAACUUCAAAGGCUUUUGAUCUGUUCAAAAUCUCAAUUGAGAAUUAUGAGACAAACUGGCCGAUCAUCUUUGGGGAAAUUAAUUGGCAAAAGCCAAAUGUGCUUCAGAUUUUCAGUAAGCAAGCCCAAAGAGAAUUUAGGCUUUUGACAUCUGAGCCCAUCUGUGCUCAUAUAGUAUUUAUGAACAACUACGCAGCAAGACCUUGAGUUGCUAAGAAGAUUGUGUAAUGAGUUGAAUCUCUUUGGCCUUUUGAAUGUUUAAUCUUCAGAAUGUAUUGUGUUAUAAUUGUUUACACAGAGUGACAGUAAGAUCCACAAGGACGACAUAAUGAAAUGUGGUUAGCUGGUUUAACCCCAUCCAAGCGUAAAUGCAUGUGUGUCUGAGACCACAACAUUGUUAAUAUUCUGACUUUCAUUGGACUGUGCAGACAGGACUGGGUGAGUGGAAAGACAGUAGACUUUCUGUGUUCUCAACGUGAAUCUCUAGCAGAGACGUACCUCACUUCCUUAUGCUGGAUAGAAGCACAAAUGGACAGUCGCAUUAUCUGUUCCCUGGAGGAACAACAAAUGAAGCCUAAAUGGAAACCAGCUGCACAGUGGGAGCCAGCUGGGACCAUAGCACACACACACACACACACACACACACACACACACAUGCACAUGCACACACAAAACCUCUGCUGAAUGUUUGUGGAAAAGACUGAUAUUUUAGGAGUCAGGCAUGUGUACUUUCAUGUGUACACUUUAGCUUUUACUAUGAUCUAAUUUGUUUUGUAUAAUUCUGUGUCUUUAUAUGUUUUCCCUCAUCUGCUUUCAAAAUGUUCAGUGUUAAAAAUGCUGCAAGGUAGAUUUAUGCAGAUAAACAUUCCUAUUCAACUGCAUUCCAAAACAUGUUCACAGACAUAGACAGAUCUAAACGGAUCACAUUUGUGUCUAUUAGUGUGACUGUUCAACAAGCUCACGUGUUCUGGACUUCAGCUCGUGCCCUUUUUUGCCAUGCUAGCAUGGCUCUAUGCAGUGUCGGCCUGUCCACCACUUUGAUCCAGACUGAAAUAUCUCAACAAUUAUUGGAUGGAUUGCCAUGAAAUUUGGUACAGACAUUCAUGGUGCUGAGAGGGUAUAUACUAAUGACUUUGACAAUCUCCUGACUUUUCCUCUAGCACCACCAUGAGGUUGACAUUUGUGGUUUUGAGUGAAAUGUUUCAACUAUUGUAUGGCUUGAAUGGCCAUGAAAUUUGGUGCACACAUUCAUGUCCUCCUCAGGAUGAAUUGAAAUUAGUGGUGAUCCUCUGAGUUUUCCAUCAUCAGGAUAAAAUUUUAACUUGUCCAAUAGUUUGCUUUAUGAUCAAAUACCUGCAGAACGAAUGACAUUUCCAUCAGUCUCAGCUGUACUUUGUGUUUAGUGUUAAAUAGCAAACAUUAGCAUAGUUAACUGAGAUGAUGAACAUGGUAAACAUUAUACCUGCUUAGCAUCAGUAGCAUUGUCACUGUGAGCAUGUUAACAUACUCACGUCAAAGCACCGCUCUGCCUAAAUUUCUGCCUCACAGAGCCGCUAGCAUGGGACCGCUAGCAAAUACAUGUUACAGCUAACGUGUCUGUUGUUAAACAUAAUGGGGAUCUGAAUUGCUUCAGUAAUGUAAAUUAGAUGCUGCACUCUUAAGCAUGAAUGAAUGCAUGCACACUACAGUCUGAGGUGUAAAUGCAGUGUUGUUGGUCAGUGUGUGCAAUUGAGAGUUUCAGUUUUGGGGCACUGGACACUUCUUUAAUAUAAAUGAGGUCUCCUGAAAUACAGGAUUAAUUGAUGUGAUUACUGUAUGCAUGUCCCAUUGCUGAUUUAUAUACAUUUGCAGACAUUUAUGGAUAAAUAAGCUCCAAGCUGUGAUGUUGUGCUUUGCCAAUUUUUUUAAGGAGGUAUUUGAGGAGAAAUCAAUAAAACAGUUUUGUGUCCCAAUGGUGAAUGCUACAAUGAGCCAAUGGUCAGCUGAUGUAAAAAAACAAAACAAACAACUAAAAAACAAAAAAGAAAUUUAUUAGAAGAGAGCUCUGGAUCUCAUAGGAGAGAAAACAUUUGGAGGAAGACUUCCUACCUUAUCCGUGUAAAACUGUCUCUGACUAAUAAUAAUAUAAUUCUGCCAGGCUUAGAUACAAAACAGAUGUUGAGGUUAAGCACAAAGUCUAAAGUGCAAUAUAAAUCUGAGUUUCAAGGUUGUGUAAACUAAGAAAUAAAGACCUCCCAAUCUUUUUCACAUCCACAUUUUUAUUGUUGCUUCAUGUCCUGGUUGCACACGCAGAAAAUGAACUUUGAUGUCAAUGAACACAGAGCAUUUGAUUUCAUAAAAGUCUAAAUGUUGCAUUGGCGUUGUUAGAGAUUGCACAGCAGUAGCUCAUCUCAACAAGCAUCAUCAAACACAGUCUUAGUAUUUUGCUGGAGCAAAGCUUUCAGUCAACCUAAUCCUUUUAUUUGCACUACAUGGUAUUGUUAUUGCCUUUUUUCAGUGGACAUGCUGAAUAAAUCUACUUAUUUCUUCAUACACAAAGUUAUAGUAAUCAAAAUAUAAAAACGCCACAUUCCAAUGAAUUUCACAAGUUUUAAUUAAGUAUAACUGCCUCAUUUCCAGAAAUGGGCUUAAAAUGUCCACAUAAUAUAUUCUGAGGAGAAUAAGCGAGAUGGACAACAGAACAUAUGAUACCAAGAACAGACAAUACAAAGCGUUAACAUGAGAUUAUCAUUACACUGAACUGAAGCUGUCUGUUAUAAGUUACAACAAUCUGGUUAUGACAAUCAUUCAUUCCUGCAUUCAGUGAAAUGAAAAAAAAGGUGAAAUUUAAAAGCAACACAGACCUCCAGAUUAAAGUUUUCACUUGUUUUUCUAGCUUAAUUUUUUUUUUAGAAAAACAAGGAUGUGAUAUGUCCACCUGAGUUUGGGUGAGAUUAACUACCCAGCACCCUAAAGCUCCUCUCUUGGUCUCUCAGUAACAAUAUAUCAUCACAGCACUGACUGCCAAUGGCGCUGGGCUGGGCUUACCAAAACUGGGUUAAAUGAGUAGAAUCUGUUUUCCUUCCCAUGUCAGCAUCUAACGUCUGUAUUGUUCUAGGCUCAGUUUCCCCCUAAAUAAAUGAGCCUUUAUGUAUGUUUUCCCACAGAAGCAUCUCGAUUAGCUUCAUUCACCAUUGCCUCUGCGGUUUCUGUUUUUCACAUGGUCUUUGAUCCAUCUGCUUCCAAUGGAGCGGCGCUCAAGUUAGCUCUGAGAUGUUUUGGGGCUAUGACCAAUUUAUUUAAAUUCAGCAGUCUGGAGGGAGAUAAAGAUUGGUUUUCCUUCAGGUUUUAAUGAAAAUCUGUCAGCAUGCAUUCUAUUCUUUUUUCAGAUACCAUCAACUGGAUAUAUAUAUAUAAUUUUUUUUGGCAGAAUUGCAUUGCUAAAAUAUUGUAUUCCACAGCAACUAUAAUGAGCUUUUAAGGGCUAUGAACAUUUGCACAUUGUUCUGGGUGUUUGGUGUAGUUAUAAACACGCACACACACACCACAUAAAACUAAGAAACAGAACAAAGUACAAAAUAAAAUGUUGGUGGAAAACCCCCCCUGAAAAACCCUUCCAGGUAACAGGAAAACUAAAACGAGACAGCCAUAAUACCAUCUUAGCUUGUUGCUAAUGCUCAGUGACACGCACACAUACAUACAAUGAUGCAGGUCAAAUGCAUUCUCAAAUCGUAUGUACAAGGAGAUUCCUUUUUACAGAGGAGAGACAGAAGUCAAAGACAGGCUCGGUGGGAGAUGAGGCACAAUGUUCAACAGUUUUGUGUUUUCUUUUUCUUGAUUCUCUCAUUUUUACUUGCACAAAAGCAAGUUGUAGUAAAAUGUUUGAAUAUAGCUUUCAUGACAGUUAUAUUACAUUUUUCCCUAUUCAGCUCAAGAUGUGGAUAAACCAGAACAGGAGUUGGGAACUUUGUGUUUCCAAGUUAAUCAGACACUGCUGGACAGCCAUUGCUCUUAAACGUCUUAAACCUGGGAGCCCAGUGAGAACAUUUGGUUAUUUGUUGGAAUUAAUCUUAAUAGCUUUUGGGAUCCCAGUUUAAGAAACUAGACUGUGAAAUAUUCACCUCUCCUGCUUCCACAUCACCUCACUUAUGAGGGAGUCUGGCUACAAGUAAGCUGCAGCCAAAGAGAUAUUUUUCUAGUGUGGUAAACAAGUAGACCUAAAAUCUAGCAACAUGCCACUGGAUAGACUCCAAAUCAGAUUCAGUCGACUCUACAAACACAUCUCUACCAGAGCUCCCUUCCAGACCAAAUGUGAAGAAGAAUUAUUGUUUUCCCUGCCUGCGUAAAUGGAGCUUUUUAUUUUAUGCCGUUUCUGUGGAUCAAACGUCAAACACCCUGCAGUCACAGUUCAAGCAGAGCUGAAGCAGGGCUAUCUACUGACACCCAACACAUCUGUGUACUUGCAGACUUAGCAUUGCACGAGAAAACGUUUCAAUACUGAGUGAUCUGGAGUUAAAAAAGGAAAAUAUUUGAUAGUAAAGUUGUGAGCAGAUGCCUCCUCCUGAGUUUUAAGUCUCAUCAGAAUCAAGGAGGAAAUAUUGAGAUACUCAGUCACUGUGUCUGUCCCAAGCCAUUAAGAUCAUGUAAAUAAGAGCACACAACUAUCUACAGCAUUUGUACAUCAACUCCAAGCAUCAGGGCCCGAAUACAUAAAAAGAAUUUUUCAGAAGUGGCGAACUAACAGGAUUUACACAGCAUAGAAACACUUUUCUUCAACUGCUCUUUAACAGGAAUAGGAAUUAUAUUGAAUCAAUAAUUUAGACACUUGGAGUGAGCGUUUCUUUCCUUCUGACAAUAUGGAUAAAAGUUUUCAUACUAUAAUUUAUUUACUGAAAAACUGCUUUUAAGCACAGUGGGUUGGCUGGUCCUUGUGGAUGCUGCUGGUCUCACACAAAUUCACAUUGUGAUACCACUUGGUUUAAAAAAAAAAUCUAUCAAUUAAUCAAUCGAGUAGUAAAACAUCCAAAAUAAACUACCACCGUGAAGCCAGUUUGAACGUCAAAACUCGCUUCAAACUGCUCAAUUACCCAUUCCAUGCAAACCACCUAACUUGGCAUUUUAUGCUCUUAAUUCUCUGGUCAGCACUUUCAACACUGUUGUGUAGACGGGCCCUGACUUCAACCCUGAUGCCUUCACACAUGUUCAUACAAUCAAUCAUAAAUUCAGCAAAAGUGAAAAAAUAAAAACAAAUGGCAUUUGUAUCAAGGGACAAUAAAAGAGAAUAUGUGUAUUAAAAUUAAUACACAGUUUAUUCAAAUGCUUAUGAUUAAAAAGAUUUUAAAUUCAUACAUUAGAAGGGAGAUGCAAAUAAAUGUUAUGAUGAAGGAAUGACUGAUGUUCUUCCCCAUUUCCUAAAUGGGUUCAAAUGUACUGAAUCCACAGAGAAAUAAUGGUAAUUCUUUAAAUUACAGCUCUCUGACAACAAUAAUCACUGUACAAGAGACGACCACAUGAAAGACGACACUAGUUGUUACUAUUCUUAAUGUGUCUCUGGCUGUAACCAAAUCCAGAUGCAUGCUGAUUGGUUUAAAAACACUCACAUAAGUCAGCUAUUCAGGUCUUGUGUAAUUACUGUCAGCAGUUACAGGAACCAGGAGCUGAAUUUAGAGGCUUUACCACAGCAAUGACUUUGAUGUGCAGAUUUGAAACAAAAGAUGCAAGAGAAAGGAGAUGGCCGACACGCGACUCUCUCCAUAGGACAGGUUUAGACAAGAGAUUACAGUGAUAAUGUCAGCAGAUCAAAUGAAAUCAUCCUGAAAUGUCUUUGGCUGUAGCAUUUGGCAAUUCAACAAAGAAAUAAAUGCAGACAUUGCUGAGGGAUGAAUUGCAAUGCAUCAAUCAAUCAGAUGUAGAGAUGGAGAAAGAGGGAGAAGAGUGUAACACAGAGGAAAUGACUGCAUACACCAUGCACCAUGGGAAGGACCUCUACUCUGUCCAAACGUAUGGAUACAAACACACACAUUCUCACACACACACACACACACACACACACCACUAUCUCUUCAAAUGUCUCCACAAAUCCAUCUCUGAGGAUAGGGCACAAUCAACCACUCAAGUAAAAAGGUGUGUAUUAGUGCAAAUGUAAAAACUGUUUUUUGAAAGAACACAAUGAAAAUGGUCAUGGUGUGAAUGAGUGAAGCUGGGCAGAGAGAAAUAAUACAACUGUGUGCCAAGUCCACACCCUUCACAACAUGCAGGAUCAAAAAAACAAAAUAGGCUGCCAGUUUGUGCUUGUAAUAAGUCUCCUC